Molecule: messenger RNA, 345 nt
Organism: Protopolystoma xenopodis
Lineage: Eukaryota; Metazoa; Platyhelminthes; Monogenea; Polystomatidea; Polystomatidae
Source: the annotation of a GenBank genome assembly
AUGUGGGGUAGAGUCAUCUCAAGGCAGCCCAAAGAGCAUAACGCUAACCACCUCGUUUGGGGCCUAGAUUCACGGAUGGCCUCGACCAAGCCGUCUCCAAAAUCAGGUCGGUACAUGUAUUGUCUUAACCGCCAAUUAUCUGAUUGCCCUAUCGACAGUCUCUCCGACCAGCAGUGUGGGUUGACACAGUUCCUUUUGCCUGCAAUGACACACAAUACAAGCCUACAGGACAGACAAAAGACCUCCACCUCCAGUGCCUGGGCGUGGCCUGAAAAGCGCCACCUCACAUUGUUCUACUUCACAGUUGGCUAUCACAUGUUGUGCAACUCGCUCACGCACUUUUAG